Molecule: messenger RNA, 1401 nt
Organism: Schistosoma spindalis
Lineage: Eukaryota; Metazoa; Platyhelminthes; Trematoda; Strigeidida; Schistosomatidae
Source: the annotation of a GenBank genome assembly
AUGAUUUGUUUAAAAUUUUUGAAUAUAUGUCCAAAAUACCCUUGUUUGAUUACGUCAAAUCUUCCAAUAGUAUUCAAGCGUGAGAUCUUCAGUUUUGGUCCUACGUUUACCAAAAAAUCACAAUCUUACAAAGAAAGAAGACUGUUAGGGUAUUCUCCGGAAAACAUGUUUGAUAUUGCAAUUGACGUUGGUCGUUAUUCAGAAUUUAUACCUUGGUGUAACCAAUCAACUGUUUUGGAACAAGGUGAAAAUAACAUGCUAGCUUGUCUGGGUGUUGGAUUUCCUCCACUUAGUGAAUCAUAUAUGUCUCGAAUAACAUUUCAGCGACCGAAACACUUAAAGUCUGUCGCUCAAAAUGCUGGAAUGUUUCAUCAUUUAAUUAAUGAAUGGCAUUUUCAUCCAGGUCUCCCAGAGAAUCCGAAUUCUUGUUUUGUAGAGUUUUCCGUGGAUUUCGAAUUUUGUUCUCCUAUUUAUUCAAAAAUUGCUGGAUUAUUUUUUGAUCAAGUUGUCACUGUUAUGGUAAAUGCUUUUAUGGAUCGUGCUAAAGAUAAAGCAAAUCCGUACCUAGUUAAUUUGAAACAGAUGUCAAUGAAUUCAAAUCUAUGCGUAUUAACACAAAAAAUUGGACGUCUUCUGCUUAUCGGUUUAAAUAGACCAGAGAAAGGUAAUUUAAUAAAUCAAACAACUGCUUCAAUGUUAAGUGAUGUAUUAUACAAUCAAUUUGAUAAAGAUGAUAAUAUUAUUGGAGGUGUAUUAUAUGGUGAAGGAAAAGAUUUUUGUUUGGGUUUGGAUAUAGAAGAAUUAACGGAUUAUAUAAAACAAAAUCCAACUUGUGAUAAUACAUCAUUGAAUAGACUUUAUUCAUGUGUAUCUAUAGAUUCUACUAAAUUAACAUUUUCAAAGCCGCUUAUUGCAGCAAUUACUGGAAAAGCUAUCGGUGCUGGUUUAGAACUAGCAUUAGCAUGUGAUCUACGCGUUGCUGAGAUCGAUUCCAUAUUGAGUUUACAUAAACGAAAACAUUGUAUACCAAUGAUGAAUAUGGGUACAGUACGCUUACCAGGAUUAAUAGGUUUAUCUCGUUCUCUUGAUAUGAUAUUAACUGGACGUGAAUUGCAUGCUAAUGAAGCAUUGGAAUUUGGGUUAGUUAAUCGUGUUACUCCAACUGGAACUGCUAUUGGUGUUUCAGUGAAAAUGAUUGAUGCUAUGUAUCGACUACCUGGGUUAUCCGCUUUAUACGCUGAUAGAUCUAAUGUAAUACGAGCUAGUCAAUGUUCCAUGAAUUCAGAAUUGGCAAAAAUGGAGUAUACUGAAGCUUUAAAUGCAUUUAAAAGUGAAGGAAUUAAAGUAAUUAAUGAGAAAUUAUCGGAUCAACCAACGGAACGUGAAUGUAAUGGAAAUUGA